Molecule: messenger RNA, 1913 nt
Organism: Cannabis sativa
Lineage: Eukaryota; Viridiplantae; Streptophyta; Magnoliopsida; Rosales; Cannabaceae
Product: protein rough sheath 2 homolog
Exons: 1
Coding region: 559-1743 (394 amino acids)
Source: RefSeq, a predicted model, not a curated record
AUAAUAAAAGGAGGGGAAAAGAGGCUCAAAGGUCCAGUCUUGUCCACCCCAUAUCUGACUCAAUCUGCCACUCCAAACCCCACAAACACCACACCACUCUCUUCUAUCUCUCACUCUCUUCAACGUUCAGUCUCUCACUGUAACAAAAACAAAACUAAUGAUAAAUCCCAUCCCUACCCCUAUUAAUUUUACAAUAUACACCCCUUGAAAUAAAACAUUAUUGCACAUUCACUCCCUUGAUUUUUUUACCUAUUCUUUUCAUAAAUUUCCCUCUACACGCUACUCGCACCGCGUGUCCACCUAAAGCCACUUCUUAUAAAAACACCCCCAAAACAUCCCAUUCUCCCCUCGCCCCAUAAAUACAUAAUAUAUAUGUUAUAUAUAAAGAUUAUAAGUCUUCAAAAUUAUUAAUGUCUAUCAAUUUCUUAUCUCUGUGAAUGUGACCAUUUUAUUAUUAUUAUUAUUAUCAUUAUCAUGGACGAUGAUGUUGUUGUUGAGUAUCAUCAGCCACAACACCCAUAAUAAGAAGAAGAUUUCAAGUGCGAAAAUGGUGAUGAAAUGAAGGAGCGUCAGCGUUGGCAACCGGAAGAAGACUCACUCCUUCGAGCUUACGUUAAGCAAUAUGGCCCCAAAGACUGGAAUCUCAUCUCCCAGCGCAUGGGAAAGCCACUCCAACGCGACCCAAAAUCUUGCCUCGAGCGCUGGAAAAACUACCUAAAGCCCGGUCUCAAGAAAGGCUCUCUAACCCCAGAAGAACAGUCUCUCGUCAUUUCUCUUCAGGCUAAGUACGGCAACAAGUGGAAGAAGAUCGCCGCCGAGGUCCCAGGCCGUACGGCCAAGAGACUCGGAAAGUGGUGGGAGGUCUUUAAGGAAAAGCAGCUCAAGCAGUUGAAUAAGAACAACAAAUCUUCAUCAUCAUCUUCUUCCCUGCUGAUCAGUGCUACGAAUAGCUUGCAAUCCCAUCAUCAUCAGUUAUACCCAGAAGGUAAUAUUCCCAUAACUGGAGUUGGAUCGCCGGAAAACGCUGCCCAGGGACCAUACGACCACAUUCUGGAGACUUUCGCCGAGAAAUACGUACAGCCCAAGCUGUAUGCAGCCGCCGCUACCGGCUGCGUCAGCCCAGCUUUCAUGCCUAACAUGGUGGUGACCGAUCCGGAUCCGGUUUUAUCACUCGGGUCGGUGAAUUCUACCGUCCCGGCCGUGGUUCCGCCGUGGAUGAACUCGUCUUCUGCGGCAGCGACGUCGUCUCUUUCAUCCUGCACUUCUUCGACACCGUCUCCUUCGGUGAGUCUCUCACUGUCGCCGUCCGAACCCGUUAUUGACCCGGAAAUGAACCGGUUGGUUCCAGUUCAGCAACUGGGUAGUCUGGUUCAGUACUGUAAGGAGGUGGAGGAAGGUCGGUUGAGCUGGCUGCAUCACAAGAAAGAGGCCACGUGGCGUUUGAGCCGGCUGCAGCAACAGCUGGAGUCAGAGAAAGCGAGGAAGAGGAGAGAGAAAAUAGAGGAAACGGAAGCCAAGAUAAGGAGCUUGAGAGAGGAAGAGAUGGCGUCACUGAGUCGAAUUGAGAACGAGUACAGAGACCAACUCAGUGAAUUGCAGAGAGAAGCGGAGAGUAAAGAGGCGAAACUGGUCGAAGCUUGGUGCGGUAAGCACGCGAGGCUUGCCAAGCUCGUUGACCAGAUUGGGGUCCACGCUGCUGGAGUUUCUUCUCUUCGCCUCAACACUAGUACUCGUCCAAAUUAGUUUUCUUAUUAUUUUUUUGUUUUUCUUUCUUUAAUUUGUAUUGAAAAAUAUAUAUUUAAUGGCGGGCUCAAGUGAUCGUGAUUGAACUACUAACCCCACAUCACCCAAUAUGCAUGAAAAUAUUCAGAAUCAAUUUUGCUUUAUAUGGUUAAUUUAUAUUACAUGAUAAA